AAAAGGAAGGGAAAGAAAUACUGGCUAGUGCAGUGGAGCAGAAGGCCAGGAACGGUGUUUCGGCUCCUGGGUUGUCCAACACAUGCAGCUCCUGUGACACCUCCAGGACACGUGGCAGGGUAGGAUGGCGGGCAGCCUAUCUGAGGGCGGAGGCACAGAGAAAAACAGUCGCCUUGGGUCUAGGGAGGGCAGAUGGCAGAGGCAGGAGAGCAGAAGCAUUUCCUCCUUCAGUGUCCGAGACGGAAAAGCAAAUCUGCUGGACAAAAAGAACCUCCACGUUUUAUGUGUUCUGUUGUCAGGCGCUUCACGGCGACAGAGCGAUGUCGAAGCCCCCGGACCUGCCAGGCCCACAGGAGGUCACAGAAUAUUUUUGAUCAUGGUCCUGGCAGUGGGAGUGAUAGGCUGUCCGAGGAGCACCCGGGAGACCAGCUGGAUGCAAGCAUGAGCACCAUGGAGCUGCCUGGAGGCCAGCUUCUCACACCCAUGCUGUCUUCUGGAUUGUGGCACGUCCCUCCUAUCGGGUCUGCUGGCCACCGCUCCCACCUCCUCCGACCCAGUCUCCACUCCAGCCAGAAAGGAGCAUUGCCAGGCACACACCCAGUGAGCCCAGGUGGAUAAGUGUCCACGGAGGGGUGACGAGUAAUGUCCCCAGCGCCUGCGUGGGGGUCUGACCCCAUCAAUCAAACGCCUCCCCCAGACACGGCAGGUGAGUGGUGGGGUUGCUGGUCACAGCAGACAUUAUCCAAAAUUUACUUUUGUAUUUACUUAUAAAUACAGUCUUAACAUUAAUGUGAAUUUUAAAUAAGAAUAUAAAUCAUUCCUGGUCCCCCAAACACAACAGAUUUUACUCUAGCCUAUUCCUUCUGGUUGGCUUUAAGUGUUUUAUUUUGGGAUUGGACCAAGGGCAGCAAAUUCCUAUGUGGCCAGUAUAUGCUUGUGCGUUAUAAUUUUCUACCCCUUCCAGCUGGAGAGCUCCUUGGGGGCGGGGAUGUGACUUUCAUUUUGGUGUCUUAGCAUUUAGCCCAGUGCUCCAUACUUAGUAGGUGCUCACUAAACACUUGUUAAAUGAAUGAAUGCAUUGCCUCGACACCAGGACCUUGCCAGAAGUGUACAUUUAAACCGGGAGGGGAGCAACUUAUCAUUAUUUUAAUCGUGAAUAAAUUCAAUAUUCUCUGAAAACAGGAAGCACGGCCAGCGUAGAGAGUCAGAAUGUCACCCAGAGGCACCAAGGUCAAAGUUACAAGGGAACACGGUGUCUCAAAUCUUCUGGGAGGAAGGACAGGAAUGGGAAAAUGAAGCUGACGACCUGAACACUCAAAAGCAGGACAGAGACAGGGGGAAAGAAUGGGCUGGGGCAGGGGGUUGAGAACUGGGUCUGUGAGCUGACCGGGUCUGCCAGGGACUUUGUAGCAUUGGUACCCCGCAUCCAUUGUGGGGGGUAAGUGUGGAGGUUUCUAGGAAGCACACCAGGCUGAAGACUACCUGAUGCUCACACAUCUUAAGCUGCUUAGGUAGAAAUUCUGCUUUGGAGGGUCUAGUCAGAGUGACUGGUAGGGAAGUUAUUCUCGAGGUAAGAGUGGCAGUGACCAUGUGAUCAUCGCAUUAUUACUUCCGUAUUAUGCACAAGAAAAUCUUUCAACCAAGGUAAUGGAAUUUCUGUCCCUUUCCAGAGAUUGGAUCAACUAUGGUUCUCUCCUAUUAUCACUUAUAUUGUCUGUUUUCAAGUACAUCCUUACGUUUAUACACACCGUAUGGUGUGUUUAAUUCACACUUGAAAUCUAAAUGUCUUGGCUGAACUUUCGGAAAAUGCUAAGAAGGGCUCUAUUUAACACCCAGUAUUAUGCACAGAAUAACCGUUUCUUUAGUGAUAGGAUGGUCUUCUUUUCUGGUAGAUGUGACCCUCCUCCAGAAGGCCAGGGCCACUUGCAUGGCAUGGGAGUGGUUCCUGGAUAAGGCACCUGGGCUUUGAGCUGUCACGUGGCCUCAGCUGGCCUGCAGAGCGGUGCUAUCUGUCCCUCAGUUGGGCAAACAGAGUUAAUGCUUAGCUUCCAGUUCUGAGUUUCUCUAGUAAUCCUUGACCAAGUCUGGAUUUGGGAGUUCUGGGAUUCUGUUAAGUCUUGUUUUUUGGUUUUUUUUUUAAAAUAACUACCUGUUAUCAUGCUAUAAAAACUUCUUUACAGGGUCAGGUAAUCUAUCUGCGAAGACAUACAGAGUAGGAGUCAGUCCCACAUGAUGGAUAAAGUGGAUGUGAAUUUCCAGAUUGUAAAUGAGUUAGGUAAUGACACUCAAGAAGCCAUAAAUAUCUGUGGGUUCAUAACAAAGUGCACAUUUUGGAAGUGCUUCCAACAAACCAACCUCGCUCGAAUCUCAUCCAUCUCCUAGAACCCUCCUAUCCCAUCAGCCUAAUCCUAUGGAAUACUUGUUCCUAAUAUCUCUCAUGUCCUUCACUUGCUUGGCCUCCUGCCGUUAUUCCAGCUCAAGUCCUUACCACAACACCCCUGGAUUAUUGCAAUGGCCUCCUCAUCGCUCUACCUGUCCCCAGUUUCUGAUCCAUUCUCCACACGGCCACCGGGCUCAGGGCUUGACUUUCCUCCACGUAACCACUUUCGACACGCUCCACCUCGACUCAGAAAUUUCUGACUAUUUCCUAUUGCCUUCUGAGUGAAGGCGAGAUCCAUAGUCUGGUAGUCAAGGUCCUAUAGGUUCCAGCCGACCUAUCUAAACUUCUCUCUUUCUUGAGGUGCCUAGGUGGCUCAGUCGGUUAGGCGACUGCCUUCAGCCCAGGUCAUGAUCUCCCAGAUCGGGAGUUCGAGCCCCGCGUCGGGCUCUGUGCUCACAGCUCGGAGCCUGGAGCCUGCUUCGGAUUCUGUGCCUCCCCCUCUCUCUACCCCUCCCCUGCUCAUGCUCUGUGUCUGUCUCUCAAUAAUAAAUAAACGUUUUAAAAAAUUUUUUUAACUUUUCUCUUUCUCUAUGGCUGAAAGCACCAGCCAGGAGGAGGUGCUCACUGUCUCCCCCUAGCAAAUCUGUGCCUUUCUGCACUUUGUUCCCUGGGCCACCCUCCACCCAGAUUGUCCCUAGAAGGCCUUCUCCCUUCCCCUCUGCCUGUACAAACCCAAACUUCCUACAAGGGCUCCAUCUCCUAAAGUUUUCUGCCAUCUCUCUAGUCCAUCUUGAUCUAACUGAGUGGCUUUCUUGUAUUAUCCUAUUUAAAUAUAAGUUUCCUGGAGACGCAGAGUAACUUGAGUCAAAGGGGGAAAAAAGAGGAAUUUCAGCUACCAAGACCUAUGGUGGCAGAACUACUUUGGGUCAGAGGGCCUUAUAGAUGACCACACGCACUCACCCCUGGCUCUGUGUCUCCACGGCCCCAUCUCAGAAAGGUGGCAAGGAAGCUCGUGUUGGCUCUUGCAAUCAACCCAGGGCUGGGAUGGCCACCCAGGCCCUACACGGUGAAGACUGUGUGCACACUUGCACUCUCCUUGGCCACACUCCACUCGACAAUUUAAAAACUACAUGUUGUUCCUUGCUCGUUUUGAGGCAAAAGAGGAAGAAGGGGAUGGGAGCAGAUCAAAAAGGAGGUGUCGGUUUUGACUCCCUUCUAUUCCAGCAUAUCUGUGAAAGUCACUUAGGAAGACAGAACCCACUCUAGAUAUUUCAACCAGGGAAUUGGUUCACGGGUCACAGAGAUAUUCACGGUUGCAAUAACCCGUGACCGGUGCUGGGACUGGAGAAUCAGCAGGAGAGGGGGCAUAACCAGGCCAGAAACCAGGGCUCCCUCCCCCUGGGCAGGGGCUGCUUGCUGGGAGCUGGGACCAUGGAGGGAGGGGCUUCCCUGUAGGGCCCGGAGCCCAAGAGGAAACACAGCCCACGCCAGUGAUGCCACAGGGAGGGGAAGAAGGUGAGAAAUAACCUCGAGUCGCCCUUCCUUCCACCCCCAGUACUCUGCCAGUGC
Molecule: messenger RNA, 3949 nt
Organism: Acinonyx jubatus (cheetah)
Lineage: Eukaryota; Metazoa; Chordata; Mammalia; Carnivora; Felidae
Exons: 3
Coding region: 193-618 (141 amino acids)
Source: RefSeq, a predicted model, not a curated record